AUGUCUAAUUUACUGAAUGUUUUGUCUGGGUUUGACUUCAACUCAGAAGAAUGGUUGAGAACAAAUUAUUUAGGUCUGUUUUCAUUAUGGCUGGAUGACAUUCUCGUUUCUCUAUCCUCCUCCCCCUCCUCUCUCUCUCUCUCUUUAAAUUAUUCUUUUUCCCAUACAAUCAUUACCUCUAUUUUUCUAUUCCUAUCUCCUCACACCAUUUUCUCCUUCUCUCAUCUCUUUCCUUCUCCAUUUACUCUGUAUUCCUAUCUCUCAUUGCAUCUCUUCUUAUUUAUAACUUUCUCUCUCCCUUGUUCCAUAUCCCCUCUCAUUCCUUUCCUUCUUUGUAUCUAUUCCUGCCUCCCCCUUCUAUUCUUUAUACCCUUUUUCCCCUCCCCAUCUGUCUUUCUUUAUCUCUUUCCUUUGUAUCUAUCCUUUCUUAUAGUCACCUGUCCUUUCCUCCUACCUCUCCUUUAUAGCCUUCACUUUCUCCCUCCUCUUACAUGUAUCCCUCUCUUCUUUCACUCUCUCUUAUCUUCUUUGCAUUCAUCUGUCCCUCCCUAUCUCUCCUUCUAUAUUCUCUCCUUUAUAACUGUCUCUCCCUACCCACUCAUCUCUCCCUCCUCUUACUUUAUAUCUCUCUCUUCUCUUUGUAUUCUUCUGUGCCUCCCUCCCUAUCUCACCUUCUAUAUUCUCUCCUUUACUGCCAUCUCUCCCACCCCUCUCUUUCCAUCUCUUCUCUCCCUCCUCCUACUUUGUAUUUAUCUCUCUCCCCCUCCCCCUCUCUCCUUCCAUCCCCUAUCUCUCUCAAAACAGCAAAAUUCUAUAAUUCUUUUUUCACCUUCUCCAAUUGACUUAAAAAAACAAAAACAAAAAACUUCCUUUUGUCUGCAAACCUUGGAUUGCUUACAAAAUGACAAACAACAACUUCUUCAUUUAUCAAUGCCAAAACUGAUGUCUGGGAUUUCUUUUGAUAAAUCCAACAAUCCUAUCUUGACCCCAGAUUAUUUUCAAAUUUACAUCCCAACUUUAUAUUUUCUUCCUUUCUCCUCCCAUUUCAUCUUGCCUUCUCAUCCCCCACCAUUUUGUCUCUCACUAUCUCUUUCCAUUGUCUCUUCUCCUGUUACUACUACCAGUUUUGUCUCCUCCUCUUCCAACUCCAUUUGGUCUCCUUCUCUUCUCAUCACAAGUGUAAUUCUUACUCUUCCUCCUCCCAUUAGGUCUCCUCCUGUUCUCACCAUCACCAGUGUCACUCUUACUCUUCCUCCUCACAUUUAG
Messenger RNA from Acanthosepion pharaonis, 1266 nucleotides. Lineage: Eukaryota; Metazoa; Mollusca; Cephalopoda; Sepiida; Sepiidae. The record is from the annotation of a GenBank genome assembly.